AAGAGUAGUAAGGAAAAGGAGAAGGGCUCCAAUGAUGUAGACAUCAAUAAUCUUGUCGAAGAAGUGCCUGUAGGUGACAACAAUCAUGUUGGGGGCAAGAAUAAGAAGGAGAAGAAGAAGAAGAAGCGAAAAAUGGAGCCUAAGAAUGAGAAGAGCAUAGGGUGUUGGGGGGAUGAUACUGAGUUGAAGUCUACAAAGAGUAUCAAGAAGUUGAGGAAAAACAAGAUGGAAUAUGAUCAUGAGUGCUGCCAUGGUAUGGUUUAUGAUUUUGUUAAAGCGAAGGAGCCUCCAAAUGAAUAUUAUCCUGUAGGUGCAGAGAAAAGUGUGGGUAGUAUGGUGGUUUGUAAAAAUGAAGAUGUGUCAGUUGAUGCGACACAGUUGGGACUAAUAACAAAUGAGAGCAUGAAGAAGAAAAAGCAUAACAAGAAGAAAGUUAAAGAAAAAAUUAGUUCCUUGUUGGUCAACGAUGGAGAAAUACUAAAAGAUAAUGCAACUAUUUGUUACAAAAGUGCUGGCAAAGAAGAGAGUUCUGACUGCACAGAAGUUGAAAGGGGUCGACAGAUAGAGAAGAAGAAGAAGAAGAAGAAGAAGAAGCAGAAGAAAUAUGACAAAAUGGACGAGGAUGAUGGUGGCAUUAAAUCCUUGAAAUUGAAAAGCUCUGAUGAAGUGCUUAUUGAGGGCAGGAGAGGUACUGCAAUUGGUAGAGAAAAUUUGGAAGAUAAGGAAUGUGUCGGAGAAGGCAGUACGAAGAGUCAAAGUCAUUCAGUUUCACAUAAGAAGAAGCAGAAAGUGUGUAAUAAGGAAGCAUUUGCUGUGGAGGUGGAGAAAAAUGAUGACCAGAAAAGGAGGAAGAAGGCCAAGUCAGUCAAAGACGUUUUAGUAGAAAAGACUGAUAAGGGUGAUCUAAAAAGGAAAAGGACAUCUAAAGGUGGCGGUCAUUCCCCAAAUUCUAAGAUUUUGGAGCCGUCAAAGAGAGUAAGGUUUUCAGGUCAUGUAGAGAUCUUUCCUUCACCUGAUGCCACCGAUUUAGUGGAGGAAGGUCAAAAAAGGGAUUUGGUGCAGGGCAAGCGGUUCUCAAGAGAAGAAGAUGAGAUGAUCAAAACUGCUGUUUCAAACUACAUAGAGGAACAUGGAUUGGGUGAGGACGGUUUAAAUAAGAUUUUGCACUGCAAAUCCUACCCUGAACUUAUAGGCUGUUGGAAAGAAAUCGCUGCAGCCUUACCUUGGAGAACUCACCAGAGUGUGUAUUACAGAGGGCAUAAUUUGUUUGAAAGGGAUGAUUCGCGUAAAUGGACUGAAGAGGAUUAUGAACUUAUCAGAAGAGUGCAUGAGCAGCAUGGGUCGAAGUGGAAAAUGGUGGCAGAUGUGCUUGGCAAACAUCGGUUUCAUGUGAAGGAUGCGUGGCGCAGAAUAAAGUUGGCCAACAAGAAGAGUGGGCAUUGGUCCCAGGAGGAGUACCAGACUUUAUUUGAUUUAGUGAACAUGGAUUUGCGCAUGAAGGCCUUUGAGGAAAAGAAAUCCAAGCACGGCAUGUUGCGAGAUAAUAUUAGUUGGGGAGCAAUUAGUGACAAGUUGUCCACUCGAACCAAUGUAUCUUGCUGCCAAAAAUGGUAUGGCCAGUUAACAUCACCUAUGGUAGCAGAAGGUUUAUGGGAGGAUGUUGAUGAUUAUCGUAUGCUGAUUGCACUUCAUAGCUUGGAUCCUUCCUGUGUUGAAGAUGUCGACUGGGACAAUCUUCUUGACCACAGGUCUGGAGAUGUUUGUAGGAAACGUUGGGACCAAAUGGUCAAUCACAUAGGCAAGCAUGGGUGCAACUCGUUCGCAGAACAAGUAGAAGUCCUUUCGAAACGCUAUUGCCCAGAACUGCUUGAACUGAGAGAGGCUUAUGAUAGCAAACCAGUUAAACUAUGAAGUUGUUAUCAGUCCUUGGCUGCAGCAAGGUGCUUGGGUUGGAGUCUCAAAAUAUUACUAAAGCAUACAAAUGAGAAUGGGAAGAUGGAAACAGAGAACU
Telopea speciosissima is the source of this 2011-nucleotide messenger RNA. Its product is annotated as RNA polymerase I termination factor. Bases 133 to 1911 code for a protein of 592 amino acids. The transcript is spliced from 11 exons. The record is from RefSeq and is a predicted model, not a curated record. NCBI's taxonomy places the organism in Eukaryota, Viridiplantae, Streptophyta, Magnoliopsida, Proteales, Proteaceae.